CACGGCCGCGCGCAUUCAUUCUCCCCAGAGCACCCUAUUGAGAGCGAGGCCGCGCAGGGACACGAGCGCGCGCAUUCUGAGGUAGCGGUGGUGGAGGAGCUGGUGCGGUUUACACCGCGGAAUAAAGGCUUGUAAAGUUUACCUCAGGGUUUUCUCAGACAGAUAACGAGGACGCCGAGGCAAGAGACGUGAGGAUAGAUAAGCUCAAAAGAUGUGGAUCCUUUCAGCCUGCACAUUCUGAAUCCUUGCGUGCGCACACAUACACACCACACACACACACACACGCACUCGUACAGUGAGUCAUGUCUGAGAUGGAGGGUCGCAGUGAUUCAGGCCUAGCCCCAGGGCAGGUCUAUGUGGAAGUGGAGUAUGAUUAUGAGUACAAAGCCAAAGACAGACUCAUUUCCAUACAUCAGGGUGAGUGUUACAUGCUGGUGAGGAAAACCAACUCCGACUGGUGGCAGGUGAGACGGGAAGACGGCACUAAGGCUUUCUAUGUGCCUGCACAGUAUGUGCGUGAGGUGAGGCGAGCGCUCUUGCCACCCCCUAAACCACGCAUCAAGCCCCCCAUCACCCUACCUAUAACUCAUUGCUCCUCAGCCAGUGAAACCCUGCCACAGCGUACGCCAGCGGACAUGGUCAGCUUCGGACGGCCGCCCCCUUCUAGCACGCCUUCCCCAUUACCAGAGCAGCACACUCCACCCUUACUGCUGCGGGACUCCAAUCAGAACGCAGGGAUGAAAGACGUGCUUGCAGAGCUCGCUCUGCUCAACAACAACAACCAUCAUAACCAUCACCAUGGCAACACAGUACUGCUGCCGCGUACCAGGCCCGAGUCUCCAUCCAAGGAGCCGCCAGGUUGCCGGGGGAAACCCCAAGGAGUGUCACCGUCAGAUACAGACGGAUCAUCGCCAGGAAACAGCUCGGAGGUGUUGCGUAACGAUUCAGAAUCGGGAGACGAGCUGAGCAGCAGCUCCACAGAGCACACACAGGCAGUGUCCCCUAUAGGCCAUGGUCGUCCAGAGUCCCCUGUUUACACAAACCUGCGGGAGCUGAAGGUCUCUCAGUCAGCUUUACCUCCUGUUCCUUCGUCCUCUCCUCUGCAUGUACUGGGGGACUGGGAGACCCAUAAAGACGUGAACGGACGACAUUUUUACUACAACAAGACCACCCAGGAAAGGACGUGGAAGCCUCCACGCUCUCGAGACACCACCGGGGGCAGCCGUGGAGACACCGCCAACACCACCGACAUGGAGCCGCUGUCGUCUGAAGAGAACUGCUUGAGCACACACUCCAGUCAGUCAGACAGUCAAUAUGGCUCACCCCCAAGAGGCUGGUCUGAAGAACUUGAUGAACAUGGCCACACUCUUUAUGUGUGUGAAUACAAUAAUGAGAAGUGGAUAAAGCAUGUGGAUGAGCAGGGCAGGCCAUACUAUUACAGUGCUGAUGGAUCUCGCUCUGAAUGGGAACUUCCUAAAUACAGUCUCCCUUCUCCAAACACCACCGACGUUCCUAAAAGUCGCAGUUUGGAAAGGAAUCAGCCAGAUCCAAUAGUCCUGACCAAAUGGCGAUAUAGCACCUUUGUAGACCUCAGUGACAAACUGUCAGUCAAAAAUAGGCGCUUCACCUUGGGACACUUCUCCAGAGGUUUUGGCCUAUCGUUGUACAGAUAUCAAGAGUCUGGGACCAACAAACAUAACUCCCCUGACUCUGACUCCUGUCCCUCUUCACCUAAACACUCAUCUACACUGUCAGAAAAAUGUGGUGUUCUGAAUGUCACCAAGAUCACUGAGAAUGGAAAGAAAGUGAGGAAGAAUUGGACCUCGUCCUGGACGGUAUUGCAGGGUUCCACAUUGCUGUUUGCUAAGGGCCAGAACAGCGCCACCAGCUGGUUUGGAGGAAACCAGUCGAAGCCAGAAUUUGCUGUGGACCUUCGUGGCGGUUCAGUGGAGUGGGCAUCUAAAGAGAAGUCCAGCAAGAAGCAUGUUAUUGAGCUGAAGACACGUCAGGGCACAGAGCUGCUGAUUCAGUCCGAGAUAGACAGCGUCAUCACAGACUGGUACAGGGCUCUGACUGAGGUUAUCACAACACACGCCUGGGAGUCGGAUGAGGCUAUUGAAGAGGACAUGCCUGAGUCUCCUGGAACAGAGAAACAAGACAAAGAAAAAGAUUUCAAAAAAAGCAAAACACUGAAGAGCGCCACUAUGGAGACAGCCGAUCAGAAGAAGACCAGAGUCAAACUUAGGAAAUUCCUCACACGACGACCGACUUUACAGGCUGUCAGAGACAAAGGCUAUAUUAAAGAUCAGGUGUUUGGGUGCAGUGUAACCAGUCUAUGUUCCAGGGAGAACACCUCAGUACCCAACUUUGUCCAAAUAUGCAUUGAGCAUGUGGAGAACACGGGCUUAAAUGUUGACGGACUGUACAGAGUCAGUGGAAACCUGGCUGUCAUUCAGAAACUGCGCUUUGCUGUCAAUCAUGAUGAGAAGGUGGAUCUAGCGGACAGUAAAUGGGAGGAUAUCCAUGUGAUCACUGGUGCUCUGAAGAUGUUUUUCCGGGAGCUUCCAGAGCCCCUUUUCACCUAUUCCUCCUUUAAUGACUUUGUUAAUGCCAUCAAAAACUCUGACUACAAGCAGCGAGUUCAGGCCAUAAAAGAUUUAAUUAAGCAGCUGCCAAAGCCGAAUCAGGAAACAAUGCAAGUCUUAUUCAGACACCUGAAAAGAGUGAUCGAACACGGCGAGGCGAACAGGAUGACGACUCAGAGCGUGGCCAUUGUGUUCGGCCCGACCCUCCUGCGACCCGAGACCGAGACGGGCAACAUGGCAGUCCAUAUGGUCUACCAGAAUCAGAUUGUAGAACUGAUCCUCCUGGAAUAUGACAACAUAUUUGGCAGGUAGAGCCCCUGGGAACUCUAUCUCAUGUGCUGCUUCUCCAAAAGUAAUGCCAAACCAUAACCACUGCAGAAUCCAUCAUGUAAAAGCAAAGGCAUGCUUCAUUUGCUGUGGACCAGGCUUAAUACCGAACAUAUAAAAAGAAGAAUAUCUGCAUUAUAACAUUGCUAAGUGGUCGAAAUAAAACAAGAAUAUUAAAAGGUACUUCAUGCACUUCCUGCUUUUGGACUUUUGAAGCUGUUUCCCUGGUUUACUAUUCCUGGAAAGGAGCUGCUACUCCUGAUUGAGAAAAGGAUUUGCUUUGGAUUUGUUUAUUUGUUUGGCACAGUGGAUGCUCCUCUAUUUUUGCUCUACCUGGAUGUUACACUCAUAUCUGUAGCAGUCUGGAAAACUCAGUGUGAUGGAAUAUGAAGAGAUUUCAACUGUAUGUAUAUAGUGAAUAGUGAAGUACAUCUGAAACUGGAUUGGAGUUUCUUUUUUUUUUUCUUCUUCUUGUUUUGGACAAAACUGCACUUCUUUAUUUUUUCUGAAAAACACAGAAAUGGAAACGGAGCAUUAUGAAAUGCAGUAUUGUUGCUCAAAAGCUAAUCUAUGGAGGAAAAGUGAGCCAUUAUUCUAUAUAAAUAUGCGUAAAAGCUUUGUCAGUAUUAUUAAAUAAUCGGACCCUGAAGAAGGAUUUGUGUCUUAAUAGACUUGUUUUUCUCCUUUCCUGCUUUCCAAGCUUAUACUAUCUGCCAUUUAGACUGCAAUCCCUCUAUCACAUUCUUUGAUGGGACUGUAAAGAUUUGCAUCCCCUGACCAUAACUGACCACUGGAUUGCUGUCCUGUUCAAUAGGGUCACUAAAGGCUCUGUGAGCUCUGAGGAACUCUGCACUCAAUCAAAUAACUGGACUACGGCUGUAUUAGGACAUGAAAGUGGAAUCAUAGUGAGAGGUUGGUCUUUGUGUUCAAGGACUAAAACACACAGAUUUCCGCAAUUUAAAAUUGUUAGGUUGCUGAAAUUGUCCUCCUUUCAUCCUGCUUGCCAGCCAUUGGGUUUAUUUUAUUUUUUCCCCCAAUUCCUCCUUACACUUCUCUUCCCCCUUCGUUCCCGCUCCUGCGUUACUGGAAUUUGAAAGAGGAGACGUUUGCGUUCAGUCGUGAUGCUCCUGUUUCAGAUCAAUAGAUCUCCACACCUACUUUUCUCUCUGUACAUCUCUACAUCAGUAUAAACAGCAAAAACACAGGGUUGUACAGGAAAUAGUGUUUAUGGUGUAGUCAUGCUGCACAUGUGGUGUUUUUUUUUUUUUUUUUUUUUCCAGGUACACACAAUGAAAAGCCUUUUUAUACAGGAGUUAAAAAAUAUAUAUGUACAGAUUAUGGUUAAAUGAUUUUGAAAUCUUUUGAAGUUCAAAAGAUUUCCCUAAUAUUGUAUAAUAAAUAUUAGAGUAAUACAUAUGAGAUAUUAAUUGCUUCAGAUGAAGGGUUGUAUUGCAAUGCAUUGUGAACAGCACAUUUGAAUGUAAUUGUGAGACUAACUACUGUUUGACAUUGACAUGUCUAAUCCUAAUUAAAAAGAAAUCACAUGCAAACUA
Molecule: messenger RNA, 4465 nt
Organism: Tachysurus vachellii
Lineage: Eukaryota; Metazoa; Chordata; Actinopteri; Siluriformes; Bagridae
Gene: arhgap12b
Product: Rho GTPase activating protein 12b
Exons: 19
Coding region: 303-2897 (864 amino acids)
Biological process (GO): signal transduction; regulation of GTPase activity
Cellular component (GO): cytoplasm
Molecular function (GO): protein binding
Source: RefSeq, a predicted model, not a curated record